AGGUGGUAUGAUGCCUAAAAUGUUGAUAGUAAUUAGGAGUUGUUUGAGUUGAAGGAGAGAGUGGGGAGGAGCAGGAGAACGUGAAAUGGAGAGAGUCGGGUGCAGAGAAUCGAUAAGAAUAUUUGGUUGCCUGAAAUGAGUAGAACAAAGAGAGAUUAAAAAAAGAGGAGAAAGCAACGAAUAAGACAGCAGUUAAAGGUAGCAUAAAGCACAGUAGUACUGUACAUGCUUUUGGGGUCAUUACUUUAUGAUCAAAAUAUUGUCCCAUUUCAUCUCAUCCCCAUGCUCCAUCCCUGCCAUUCUCAACAAAACCAAACCCCAUUUUCGGUAUUUCAACAUCAAAAUCUCACCCCUUCUAUUUAACGCCUCCAUCAAAACCAAACUGUCACCUCCUACUUCUUUCUUCCUCCAUCAAAAACAUGGGAUUUCCAGUGGGGUACACAGAGUUGCUGCUACCCAAACUGCUUCUGCACCUCCUAUCCCUAUUGGGCCUCAUCAGAAAACUCCUCACCAUCCUCCUCUGCUACAUGGGCUUCCACGAUUUCUUCGAACCCGACAUUGCGUGGCCGGACACCCUCCCGGAAUUGCAGUCCGUGUCGGCGGUGCUCAUCCGGGAAAUCCUGCCCGUCGUCAAGUUCUCGGAGAUGGCGGGGGCGGAGGUGGAGGCGGCGGAGAGUUGCGCGGUGUGUCUGUACGAGUUCCAGGGAGAGGACGAGAUCAGACGGCUGACAAACUGCCGCCACAUAUUCCACAGAGGUUGUCUGGACCGUUGGAUGGGCUACGAUCAGAGAACGUGCCCCCUCUGUCGGACGCCCUUCAUACCCCACCAUAUGCAAGCCGCUUUCAAUGAUAGACUCUGGGCUGCUUCAGGAAUCCCUCAAUUCUAUUACAACGAUGAAUGAACGCAUCACUUUUCUUCUUCUUCUUUUUCCAACAUUUCCGGAUGCAUGGAUGUUAGUUAGUUAACCUUCUUCGCCAUGUUUCUGUUGUAUAUAUUAUACUCAACUUCAAACAAAAUCCAAACCUCACAACUCUUGUUAAUUACAUAUUACAUAUAUCCCUUUUAAUUAUUUAGAUUUUGUUCUUCCUUCCAGAUUUUUAUUAGAUUUGCGACCUUUUAUUGCUAACGAAUUCCGAUUUUGAUGUA
Vigna unguiculata (cowpea) is the source of this 1147-nucleotide messenger RNA. RefSeq names its product brassinosteroid-responsive RING protein 1-like. The record is from RefSeq and is a predicted model, not a curated record. Gene Ontology annotation, molecular function: ubiquitin protein ligase activity. NCBI's taxonomy places the organism in Eukaryota, Viridiplantae, Streptophyta, Magnoliopsida, Fabales, Fabaceae. Gene Ontology annotation, biological process: protein ubiquitination.